Messenger RNA from Aspergillus luchuensis, 252 nucleotides. RefSeq lists its product as uncharacterized. The record is from RefSeq and is a predicted model, not a curated record. The transcript has a single exon. NCBI's taxonomy places the organism in Eukaryota, Fungi, Ascomycota, Eurotiomycetes, Eurotiales, Aspergillaceae. The coding region runs from base 1 to 252 and encodes 83 amino acids.
AUGGCUACUACGGUGUCCAUAACGAGUGAUUUGGAGCCUUAUCUGGCAUCCCUCCGAUCGUAUCUGGCUAAGAAUGAGCCCCCAGCUUCUCCAACAGAGGAUCCAGCCGAAGAUUCCGAGACGAAUACCAGCUCGAGCAAUUCCGACCAACAAACUCAGCGAGAGCAGCCAUGUCGGAAAGGAAGCAAGAAUAACGAUCGUGCUGGCCGCACCCGCCCGGUGAUGAAGAUGCGCUCGUGUCGAACACACUAG